Blumeria graminis f. sp. triticale is the source of this 525-nucleotide messenger RNA. Lineage: Eukaryota; Fungi; Ascomycota; Leotiomycetes; Helotiales; Erysiphaceae. The record is from the annotation of a GenBank genome assembly.
AUGUCAUCUCUAACUUCCAGUAAGCCCUCCCUAGAGGCCAAAACAGAGUUUGACAAAACAAAUGAAGACACUCAAAUUUCGAUAUCUGGCAUUGAAUUUGCCUCAACCAAAGAACUCGAAAACUCGUUAAAAGAGUUAAACAAGAAAACCGAAAUCUGGACCCUCUCAACUCGCCUAGAUAGUAUUGAGAGGGUAACUCAAGUACCUACACUUACUCAUUCAAACUGGUUCCAAUGGCAAAACGCCAUCAAAAGACUCAUCUUCCUCACUCAAUCAUCAGCAGCUAUCCUAGAACAACCUAUCAAACUUAGGACUAUAUUAAUUUGGUCUAGAUGGUGGGCUGCAAAGCUAAAGGAAACUGCAACUGAUAUCAGAACAGCACCAAGUGACAGCCCCCAAUAUAUACUUCAUGAAAUUGUCUCAAUAUCUCAAUCUAAUGUCUUCUCGACAGUCUUAUCAAGUUCUGCCCAAUUCUGGAAUUUCCAACCUCAGAACUUGUCGCUGUCUUCUUAUGUUAAGGAGUAA